UAGGUGAGUGUUAACGUAGAUUUAAAAAAAAAGUAUAUAAAGAAAACAAACCACAACCGAAACAAAGACUUGAAAUAAUUAGGAAUUCAGAUGAACGUUGUUCUAAACAUCGGUACUCUUAAAAUAAGAGGUUUACAAAGAAUGUGACACUUUUCGCCGAAAAUGUUGAGAUUGAAAAAAAGAACUGGAUGAAAGUAGUGGAUAUCGCUUUUAAUGGCGCUAAGUUUAUGUUUCAGCGUACCCGAAGCAUGACCGUGAUAGCACUUAUAUAAAGCAUCAACUGAGUACAAUACAACCGGACCCGACUGGACUUAAUUAGACAUAAUCCGGCAAGAGCUUGCCAUUGUAAAAGCGCGAUAAUCUUUUGAUAAAAGGCGUGACAAACCUUACAAAAUCACAUACCGUAUCAACAAUUGUGAUCUGAAAGCAGCUUUCAUUGAAGGAUGCAAUCGGUCAGCUUGGCCAGUUCAUACAGAGUUGAUGGAGAAUACCUACAGUAUCGGGCAGCUUAUUAAUCGGGUUCCUAAACGUGAAAUUCGAAAACUGGUUAUAAUCAGUUUUCACCAAAUAAGAUAACGGGGAUGGACAUCGGUCAUCUAUUCCGAUCAGGAUAUAGUUAUAUUCGCAAAAGUCUUAUUGUAAUCGACGUGUAGUUAAUUUAAUAAACUCCGCGAAAUCAAGCUCUUAAUUUUGUGUUAACCAUCAGGGAUAUACAUUUUCGCCAGUCGAAGGUCUUCAGUGCUAGGAGAUGACCAUCACCUACCAGAGGAAAGUCGCCACCACAUCCUUCUUCGGGUUCUUCCGCCUUCUUAAGGCAUGGCGGGGCAGCGUCUACAAGCUCAUCUACAAGGAGACGCUCGUCUUCUGUCUGCUCUAUACCAUCAUCAGCCUCAUCUAUCGCUUAGGCUUAUCCGGAGACUCUAAACGGACGUUCGAGAAACUUGUCGCCCACUGCGAAAGCUAUACCAAUCUUAUCCCCGUCUCCUUCGUACUCGGUUUCUAUGUCUCCGUGGUCGUCGGUAGGUGGUGGACGCAGUUUACCAACUUUCCGUGGCCCGACAGGACACUGUAUAUCAUGGGGAGCUAUGUGGUUGGCCGUGACGACGCCAGUCGCAUUAUUCGGCGCACCGUUGCCCGCUACAUGAUGGCUGCCCAAAUUCUUAUCCUCCGCUCCGUCAGCGUCUCCGUCAUGAAAAGAUUCCCCACCAUGGAGCACAUUGUCAAUGCAGGAUUUCUGACCGACGAUGAAGUGAUAGAUCUCGAGAACGUCAACUGCAAGUACCACAAGUUCUGGGUGCCACUGGUCUGGGCCAACACUGUCAUCACAAAUGCCAGGCGGGAGGGCAAGAUCACCAGUGACUACGGCUUCCAGUUUGUGAUACAGCAACUGGCUGAUUACCGCGAUAGAUUAUCGAUCUGCUUCGUCUUCGACUGGAUCACAGUCCCGUUGGUUUAUACUCAGGUCGUGACAUUGGCGGUGUACAUAUUUUUCGGCGCCUGUCUGAUCGGCCGUCAGUACGUGGACAACGACAAGGGUAACAUUGACCUCUACGUGCCCGUAUUCACACUGCUGCAGUUCCUCUUCUACAUGGGCUGGCUCAAGGUUGCAGAGCAGCUCAUUAAUCCAUUCGGAGAGGACGACGACGAUUUUGACAUGAACUGGCUGAUGGACCGACACGUUGGGGCGAUGUGGUGCCUGGUCGACUACUGCCACCAGGUGGUUCCUGCUCUGGUGAAAGACAUGCACUUCAACGAAAUUGUCACGGAGGAACUGCCGUACACCGAAGCGUCCAUGGCCUCGCGCAGACCCAACUUUAUGGGGUCCACGUAUAAUAUGGAGCGGCCGAGUUUAGACCAUCAACGUAUCGUGCCUAACCCGGAGCUCUAUGAUAUGAACCACAACGGAAGCUUCGCCGGGCUUCGCCAGCGCUCACGCUCUCACGUGACUCACGGGGAUUCGAACUGGAGCCUCUUCCGAGAUAAAGAGAGUCUGCAGAUGUCACAUUCUCAUACAAACCUUGACAUCAAGUCCAACCAGGUACCUAACGGGCUUCCACCCAAAGGACCCCUUGACGUGUCUUUGACGUCACUCGUAAACGCGGGUCGGCACGUACGAAAGGGUAGCAUCGACAGUCGUACAAGUGAAAUAAGCUAUCUCUCGUGUGCAGAGUCCCCUGCCACCGAACAACUACCGGAAUACACCCCUUUGAAACGCGCCGAAAAGGACCGGAAGUGGAGUUUCCCGCUAAAUCUUCUUCACCGUAAAAGCUCCAAGGAAGACAUCGAGCAUGCGCAAACACAUCCGUUGGACGUGAACAAUGAAAGCGACGACUCUUUGCCACUUUUAAACGCAAUUGCGUCAAACAAAGGGGGUCGCUUCCAAGUGGACAUUGUACCCGGCGACCACGACGUGGACGCCUCGAAGCAGGCACGCAACAAACAGAUCAUUGAUAAGCACAUGGGCUACAUGGCUGUUUCGAGGGCCCCUGUACUGUCCCCCAUUGAGGAAGGCGGCACCGUCAGGAGCGUCAAGGAAAUUCUGACUUCAUCCAGAGCUUCGUCAGUGUCGUCCUUAAAUGGAGAAGUCAAUCAUAAUGGGGAAUCGGAAAUACCGCCAACCAUCGUUGAGGAAGACGGAAAUCCUGAUGACGCUUUUCCGCUUCCGAUAAAAACGGAAAUGACUAGCCUCUUGACAUGCGUAUGCGCAUGCGCAGACCACAGUAAACCACAUGAUUCUGUUACAGUAGAAAUGGACAAUGAAGGCACGUUCCAAGGUCGUCUUCUUGUAGACAGAUCAGAACGUCCGAGCAUACCCGAAAUCACGGUCGACCAGUUCUGAAAGAAUGAUACAACGUACUGUGUCCAUAGAUACGCCCCGCUUAUUAACUGGAAACUCUGUCGUCAAUAAGUCUUAUAUUAAUUGAGGCGAACUUUACAACUGGUUGGAUUUGCAUUGUAAAAAAUAGUGUAAAAACAGUGUAGAUUUGUAAAUUUGUCAUUGUCUUGUAUAAUUGUUAAGUGUAAAAAUCAUCUCAUAUAAUCCGUUAAUAAUUUACUGAUUAAUAUACUAUAUAACAUAUGCAUCGGGCAUGCUUUGUUUUAAUAACAGAAACUACUAUGAUCAAUGUGCAGCCCCUUUUAUUGACCAUACCGACGUGUAUGCAAUUAGCCUUAGAUGUGCUUUUAACUAUUCAGACUUUCAUCGGACCAUGCGCCUAUAUUUACGCAUAACCAGGAAUCAUCAUCGUUUUUUGUUCAUGUUUAAUUAUGAUCGUUACAAUCUGUGUGCAUUUUGUCAUUUAUGCAACAACCACUUAUAUGGAUCCUUCUAUGUUUACUGAGUGUGGAUUAACCCAUUUAUGCCCCGUGGACUCUUCCAACCUUAUAAAUUAGAACAAUUUAUUUCCAAAAUUAGGGAUGUCUAGUAUAUUUAUUUCUAUAUUUAGAAUAUUUCUUACAGAAAUUCCUUUAAGCAAACAGCGCAGACCCUGAUGAGACGCCGCAUCAUGCGGCGUCUCAUCUGGGUCUACGCUGUUUGCUAAUGCCUUUUUUCUAGACGUUAUGCAUAAAUGGGUUAAGCAAAUGAAUCGUCUGUAUCAAAUCUUGCGUGAAAGUUGACGUCCGAGAACAUGUGAGAUUAUAA
Molecule: messenger RNA, 3643 nt
Organism: Dreissena polymorpha
Lineage: Eukaryota; Metazoa; Mollusca; Bivalvia; Myida; Dreissenidae
Product: bestrophin-2-like
Exons: 14
Coding region: 749-2839 (696 amino acids)
Molecular function (GO): chloride channel activity
Source: RefSeq, a predicted model, not a curated record